AUGUCUCCCAAGGCCCCCAAAGUCGAGCGCAUCCGGGCCCGCCCAACUGUCAUCCGCCGCCGCCGUUGGAAAGUCGUGGAUUCUGAAGAGCCGAGCGUGAUAUGGAAACGACUAGCCAAGAGAAAUUUCGAGGUCCUGUUCUGGGAGGCGAUCGAUGAGAUCGAUGAGCAACGCAGGAAAGAUGCCGCUUGCUUUAUCUCUAACGCCACAUACUACUCCAAGCGCAUCGAGAACAUGCCGUCAAACUACAGCCGCAUGUUGCGCGACAUUGUGGGCAACCAAAAGCCUGGCGGAGUUCCGCAGGGCAGGUCGACAUAUGCGUGGAGCCGCAUCGGAGAGAAGGACGGCGAAGAAGGAAGUGAGGUCGAGGAGUCGGAUACGCCGGUGAUCGCCGCGGGUGUGUUGACGGUCGUCACUGUCAUCGUUAUCGGCAGCUGGCUGUGGAUCAGGAAUGUGAGGGGAUGA
Molecule: messenger RNA, 465 nt
Organism: Parastagonospora nodorum SN15
Lineage: Eukaryota; Fungi; Ascomycota; Dothideomycetes; Pleosporales; Phaeosphaeriaceae
Exons: 2
Coding region: 1-465 (154 amino acids)
Source: RefSeq, a predicted model, not a curated record